AUGAAUUGGGAUAUUGAUAUUGCGGCCAUGCUAUCGCUCUUCCGGCUAGAUAGCUUAUGGGAAGAUAUGCAACGAGACAGAAAGAUGAAUCCAUUUCACCUCGAGAACGACCACCCUUUCGCCGCGUCAAGGGCGACCAGUUUCGCAGUCCACCGACAUCUACUCGUAGACACGCUUCCCGAGAAAGACAGUGUGAAACGAGGAGUGGCUGGGAAGAAUCUUUGA
Botrytis byssoidea is the source of this 225-nucleotide messenger RNA. RefSeq lists its product as uncharacterized. The record is from RefSeq and is a predicted model, not a curated record. The coding region runs from base 1 to 225 and encodes 74 amino acids. The transcript has a single exon. NCBI's taxonomy places the organism in Eukaryota, Fungi, Ascomycota, Leotiomycetes, Helotiales, Sclerotiniaceae.